UGGAUGAGCAGCGAAACGUCUUCACUCCUACAAGAUUUGUCCAGUUGACAGAUUUAACUUCGUUGUUUGCAUUUUACUUAAUAGUACAAAUAUAUUCGCACAAACUGGCUACUCUACCCAUCUCUGAAUGCUAAAAAUAACUGUCUUUAAUGGAUCAGAAACACCGGCUGUUACUGGCGAUUCAUGUUUUCUGUAAAUUAUUAUAAAACCAUCACGUGCAUGCGACUGUUUUAAAGUGCAAAAAAAACUACUUACAGGAGAACAUAUUUUGGCAACACUGUUAUAGUCACUGGUUUUUCAGGUUAUUUGUGACUGGGUAUGUUCCUCCCCCCUGACGCUGCCUUUAGAUUGAGUAUUAACAGCCUGGGACAAGGUGAAGACUUUAAACUACUCGUGUCCACAGCACGUUUGCCAGCAUGGACGGAAUGCUUCUCUUGAUAUUGUUAUUCGGAUUUUUAAACACAGCACUGGCACAAGUGUCAACGACACUUCCUCCAACAACAGCCUCUCAGAACACGACAAUGAGCACUACAGCCAGCACUGCAACCACUUCAACUACACCGCUUCAAACUACAACUGUACCCCCUUCAAUUAUCGCAGCUACAACUACUGCAAGCACUACAACAGGCUCUCCUACCACUUCAACUACACCCAUUCAAACUACAACUGUACCCCCUUCAACUACUACAACAACUACUGCAAGCACUACAACUGGCGCUCCUACCACUUCAACUACACCCAUUCAAACUACAACUGUACUCCCUUCAACUACUACAACUACUGCAAGCACUACAGCCAGCGCUCCUACCACUUCAGCUACACUGCUUCAAACUACAACUGUACCCCCUUCAACUAUCGCAACUACAACUAUUGCAAGCACUACAACCGGCGCUCCUACCACUUCAACUAAACCCAUUCAAACUACAACUGUACCCCCUUCAACUAUCGCAGCUACAACUACUACAAGCGCUACAACCGGCGCUCCAACCACUUCAGCUACACCGCUUCAAACUACAACUGUACUCCCUUCAGCUACUACAACUACUACUGCAAGCACUACAACCAGUGCGGCAACCACUUCAGCUACACCACUUCAAACUACAACUGUACCCCCUUCAACAAUCGCAACUACAACUGGCGCUCCUACCAUUACAACUACGCCCAUUCAAACUACAACUGUACCCCGUUCAACAAUCGCAACUACAACUACUGCAAGCACUACAACCGAUGCUCCUACCACUUCAACUACACCCAUUCAAACUACAACUGUACCCCCUUCAACAAUCGCAACUACAACUAUUGCAAGCACUACAACCGGCGCUCCUACCACUUCAGCUACACUGCUUCAAACUACAACUGUACCCCCUUCAGCUACUACAACUGCUACUGCAAGCACUACAACCGGCGCCCUGACCACUUCAACUACACCCAUUGAAACUACAACUGUACCCGCUUCAACUAUUGCAAGUACAACUAUUGCAAGCACUACAACCGGCGCUCCUACCACUUCAACUACACCCAUUCAAACUACAACUGUACCCCCUUCAACUAUCGCAACUACAACUACUGCAAGCCCUACAACCGGCGCUCCGACCACUUCAGCUACACUGCUUCAAACUACAACUGUACUCCCUUCAGCUACUACAACAACUACUGCAAGCACUACAACCAGUGCGGCAACCACUUCAGCUACACCGCUUCAAACUACAACUGUACCCCCUUCAACAAUCGCAACUACAACUACUGCAAGCACUACAACUGGCGCUCCUACCAUUACAACUACGCCCAUUCAAACUACAACUGUACCCCCUUCAACAAUCGCAACUACAACUACUGCAAGCACUACAACCGAUGCUCCUACCACUUCAACUACACCCAUUCAAACUACAACUGUACCCCCUUCAACAAUUGCAACUACAACUAUUGCAAGCACUACAACCGGCGCUCCUACCACUUCAGCUACACUGCCUCAAACUACAACUGUACCCCCUUCAGCUACUACAACUGCUACUGCAAGCACUACAACCGGCGCCCUGAACACUUCAACUACACCCAUUGAAACUACAACUGUACCCCCUUCAACUAUCGCAACUACAACUACUGCAAGCCCUACAACCGGCGCUCCGACCACGUCAACUACACCCCUUCAAACCACAACUAUAUUCCCUUCGACAACCACUAGUACAACUGCUGCAAGUACUACAUCCAGUGCUACAACCACUUCAACUACACCCCAUCAAACCACAACUGUACCACCUUCAACUACCACAUUUUCAACUACAAGUACAGCUUUUCAAGUUACAACUUCAACCAUAGCUACUCCAACAACCUCUCCUUUAACUAAUACAAGCCCAGUUCCCACUUCACAAAUCACCUUCAUUACCUCAACACCUCCAGGUCCGACCUCAGUCGCUCAACUUCAAAUGACAAUAGACUCGUAUGUUGACCUCAGCAGGGAAACGCUGACUGAACUCGUCCAACAGUUUUUCCGUGAUAAAUUGGGUGAAGCGGAUUACAGUGUUGCAGUGAAACAAAUUACAGCAGCAAAUACUUCACUUACAACAGAAGCUACUCCAACCGCACCUACUACAACCCCCGUGCCAUGAACUCCAACUGCAGCUCCACCUCGGGAUGCACCAAUACCGAUACUGAUACUUUGGCUUUUCACAUCUGUCGAUACCCGAUACCGUACAGACUGCAAAAGGUUAUUUAAAGGUUUAUUUUAGUGAACUUACUACAAAACUUAUUCAAUUGUGUUAUUUUUCCAGCAAGUAAUGGCUUUGUAUGAAUAAAAGGUCCAAACAUUAUGAAAGUUCCAACAUUUGCCACUAAAAAGUUUUAUAAAAUCCAAUAGUUGAACCGAAGAAGCGGCUUGGAUGAGCAGUGAAACAACUUUUUGUCCAGUUCACAGAUUUUACUUUGGCUUUUAUUACGGAUCUGACCUGAACAACUGAGGGAUUACGCAGAUAACAUCCAAAAAAAAGCCCAACUAAGAUAUCGUCUGAACUGAUACCGUGGAACCGAGACCCCGGAUCUGUGCCGAUAUUCAACGUCAGUAUCGGAACGCAGUAUUGAAUCCCGCUUCCACCUGUAACACGGACAUUUUCAUCAGCGAGUUCCUUCUACAAGCAAGUGUUUUGGAGCAUAUUUCAGAAUUUAAAAAUGCUAGGUCUCAUCGUUUCCUGUAAAAUGUGAAAAGAAAGUGCACUGUAUUGAUUUGACUGACGGAGAAAUGUUUUAAGAGUAUUGUUUUCAUAUAUAUGUGACAGAAAAGCAAUAUAAAGUUA
This is a messenger RNA of Periophthalmus magnuspinnatus, 3287 nucleotides long. Its product is annotated as mucin-5AC-like. The coding region runs from base 417 to 2606 and encodes 729 amino acids. The transcript is spliced from 4 exons. The record is from RefSeq and is a predicted model, not a curated record. NCBI's taxonomy places the organism in Eukaryota, Metazoa, Chordata, Actinopteri, Gobiiformes, Gobiidae.